Messenger RNA from Amblyraja radiata (thorny skate), 9048 nucleotides. RefSeq names its product chondroitin sulfate proteoglycan 4. The coding region runs from base 256 to 7233 and encodes 2325 amino acids. NCBI's taxonomy places the organism in Eukaryota, Metazoa, Chordata, Chondrichthyes, Rajiformes, Rajidae. The record is from RefSeq and is a predicted model, not a curated record. Gene Ontology annotation, biological process: anatomical structure morphogenesis. The transcript has 10 exons.
AUCUCCGCAUACUUUAAACCUCAAGUGAAGCCGCACAGAGAACGGUUGGAUUGACUCAUCACUUUAUGAAUGGAGCUGUGUUGAGCCCCAUUAGAUAUAUCGUGUUUUAAAAUAUCCUGGGAUUGUAAUGUGUGAGCGUCUCUGUGUGAGAGGGUUGGCCUCUGGAACAGUGGGCUAGUCACUCCCCCCACACAUGCACACACACUACUGAAAAAAAAUCCUUUCGAAGGCAUUUGGAAAGUGCAUGAGAGUCAAAUGGCUCCUAGGAAGAGAUCCGUCUUGCUGGCUACCCCUUCAUUGUUACAUCUUUUAUACAUCUUCCUUGCUGAUAUUGCAUCAGCUUCUGGUGUGUCUUUCUUUGGAGAUGGCUAUGUGGAAGUGAGAGAGCUUGAGUCAACUACUUUCAGUAGGCUCUCCAUGAAGUUCCUGACUAGUAAACACAGCGGGAUUCUCUUCUUGGCUGCAGGCCACAGUGAUUACCUGCUCAUGGAAUUACAUGCUGGAGAAAUACAGGUGAAAUUUCAACUUGGAUCUAAAGAAGUGGUUUUGAUUUCUCGGACAGGUCUGAAGCUUCACAAUCUUGCCUGGCAUGAUGUUCAUCUUGUUCAUGAGAACAAGGCUUUAACCUUGAGUAUCGAUGGACACUUCACCACUGCUGUAGAAGUGCCUGACUAUUUUAAUAAACUGCAAGUUAAUUAUGGCUUGUAUUUGGGUGGACCUGGAGAGGUAAAGAUCCCUGAUGCAUCAAGGACAUCCACCAUGUUCAGAGGUUGUAUUUCCAGGGCAGAGUUUAAUGAUCGUAACAUCUUAUCCUCAUUCAUCGCCUAUCCUGAGCAUAACAUAGACCAUGGAUGUAGCAAUGUAAUCACAGCAGCGCACAAUUAUCCUGCUAACUUUCUAGGUCCAAGAUCCUUUAUUUCCUUUCCAAGCUGGUCUACAAAAGAAGAAAGAAGGUUUGAGUGUUCUCUGAAGACGCUGGUUUUGCAGGCUCCUCUACUUUACCAUGCGGGAUGGCAGACAAAUUUUAUUGCCUUAGAAAUUGCAGAUGGUCAUCUUCGUGUCUUAAUUGAUGAUGGAAAUGGAAUUAUUGUACUGGACAAUACUCAUUUUGUUAGUGAUGGAAAAUGGCACAGUGUUCACCUGGUUUUCAAUAUAAAUGAUGUACAAAUUACAGUAGAUGAUAAAUUAUCUCAGAAGCAACUAAUUAACAAUAAGAAGGCAUAUCUGGGUCUCCAAGGGCAUCUCUUCAUUGGUGGAAUAAACAACAAAACAUCUUCUGAAUUAAUUAAACAUGGUCCCACCUAUGUGUUGGCAGAAAGAACAAUAUCUGGCUCAUUCAUCGGUUGUAUUCAGAAUAUACAAAUAAACUCAGAUCAAAUAAGCUUGUCCAAUGCAUUAGUCACUAGGGCUAUUGGCACUGAAUGCAAUGACCAAGAGAGCCAGGGGAUGGAAGAAGGUGAAAACGGGCUAGAAGGUGAGGUUUCACCUGUACCCAUGCAAAGUUUUAGGGGCAUUCUAAUGAACAACCCACCAUGUUUGAUCACAAAAAACAUGUCGCAAAUAUUCAAUAAUUUUACAAGACUAUUAGAUCUGACACAAUUGGCUGUAAAGGAAGCAGGAAGUUCCACCUUGGAGCUGAAACACAUCAACCCCACAAUUGAUCUGCACAGAAUUGGAAUAAGACAUUCCCAGGUAAUUUUCAAGAUAACUCAGGAUGGUAGACAUGGACAUUUGGAACUAAAUAUCCCAGGUGCAAAAAGUAGAAGAGCGUUUACUUUGUUGGACGUGAUCAGUCACCAUAUUAAAUAUCAUCAUGAUGGAUCUGAAGAGUUACUUGAUCAGAUAAUCUUUGAAGUAUCCAUUCAUAGCAAGCAAGAGAUCCCUCAUUGUUUAAAGCAGGGUCAACGGUAUAUUUUAAAUGUAAACAUCGUCCCGGUCGAUGAUGCGCCAGAACUAAUCUUCCCAAAUGGGAAUCUUAUGAUGAUUCUUCAAAAUACCUGGAAAACCCUUAGUCCAGAUGUCAUUCUACCCAUAGAUGCCGACAAUGUUUGUGCUGAAUUAAAGAUCAUUGUAGUUAAUAGCGAAGAUCAAGGCUAUGUUGAAGAUGUAAGAAAUCCCAAUCAGAGAAUUAGAGAAUUUUCAUGUCAGAAUCUUAAAGCAGGAAAUGUACGCUAUGUGCACAAUGGGGCUAAAUUGUCCCAAUUGUUGCUUCAGGUCAAUGACGGAGAAAGAGUAAGUGAUGUAACUCCCUUGAGAAUUGUGGCCCUGAAACCUGAAGUAAAAAUGGGUAAGAACACUGGUUUAAUUCUCCCACAAGGAGGUAUGAGUCUGAUCACCAUCAGCAAUCUGUCCGUGGAGACAAAAGCAUUCAAGCAGAAGGUGGAUGUCUUGUAUAACAUUACUGAGCCAUUACGUUAUGGUGAGGUCCAGAAACCGGAUAUUACUGGGGAAUGGAAAGCAGCAAGGGCAUUCCAUCAGCAUGAUAUAGAACAGGGUCGCAUUCGAUACGUCAGCACAGAUCCAGAGUUUCGUACAGAAAACAUUACUGAGAAACUUAUGUUUUCAGUGACAAUUGGAAAGCAAGUUCUUGAAAAUAAUGCAUUUUUAAUAAAAAUAAAGAGCGCCAAAAUAACACUGCUCAGAAUAUCUCCGAAUGAGUUAAAUAAUGUAAGACGAGGAAAGAUUACACACAAUGAACUUGAGGCUGCAAUAGAAGGACUUUCAAUCCCUGCUAACCUGUUCAGGUAUGUGAUUCUAAAGUCGCCUGAUAAAGGAAAGUUAAUGGUGGUGGAUGAGGUACUAAGAGCCGGGUCCAGCUUCACUCAGGAGGAUUUAAAGCAAGAAGGGCUCACUUAUGUGGCCACUAUCAGAAACACUGAAGAAACCCAAGAUAGUUUCCAGUUUCAGGUCUUUGUUGGAGACCAGCACUCUCCCAUAUAUACUUAUCCAAUAUUAAUUGGCAUUGAUCCUGAUGUGCCCAUUUUGAUGAGUAGGGCAUUGGUUGUGGUGGAAGGAGGUACACAAACCAUAACUAAGGAUCAACUUCUCACCAUGGGCCAGAGUACCACUGCUUUUGUGUAUAACAUUACCCAGGGUCCUCAGCAUGGAAAACUGAUCACACAGCCCAGCACCAAGGAACCUGUCACAACCUUUACCAAUGAUGAUAUUCUCCAAGAGCGGUUGAUGUAUGAGCACGAUGACACUGAAACACUGGAAGACAAGAUUAGUUUUGUUGUUGUGGAACAGUUUGAAGAUGCUGGACCCGAGGCAAAUGUGAUUCAUGGUACAUUGAAAAUCUAUAUAACACCAAUAAACGAUCAGCCACCUGUACGAGUGGUGAAUAAGACUUUUAACGUGACCCUGCAUGGACAACACUUACUAACCACAGCAGAACUUUGUUUUCAUGAUGCAGAUUCAGAUUUUGAUGAUUCCCAAUUGAUUUACACUAAGUGGGGGAUCUCCAAUGGUAAUAUUGUCUCCGCAGAUGACACUGCCCAUGAACUCUCCCGCUUCAGUCAGGACGACAUGGAAAAGAAGCGUGUGUUAUUUAAACAUCAUGGUGCGCAUCAAGGAAAUUUCCAGCUACAAGUCUCUGAUGGUGUUCAUCAAACUGCAGCUGUACUGGAAGUUCAUGCAUUGGAACCUUACUUGGAAAUAGUCAAUAACUCCAUAUUUUUGAUUCAGCAGGGACAAGAGUCAAAUAUCCAUGGCUAUUUUCUUAAUGUGGAGACUAAUAUGGACAUUUGGAGUGAAGACGAAAUAAAAUAUCAAGUAACAGAUCCACCUAAACAUGGAAAGAUUCUCGUGAACGGUGAACCAAAUUUGACUUUCUCACAGGAAGAUAUAAACACUGGCCAAGUAAUUUAUUACCACGACAACAGCAGACAUUCAAGGGAUUCCUUUAAUUUUAUAGUUGAAGUGGAAGAGAUUAAAGCAGAGGGAACUUUUCCCAUUUUGAUCUUUAUGGAAAGUCACCAGCGCCCUCCAACCGUGGUCCACAAUAAGAAAAUAUUUGUAAACCAAGGAGGAGCGAAGAGCAUUCUGAAUGAACAACUUCUCGUCUCUCAUGAUGACAGUCUUCCAUCGGAUUUGAUCUACUCUGUGAGAGUGCCUCCUGUCUAUGGGCAAUUGGCAAUGGGCUCUGACAGCGGGUCAAGUGCAUGGCGGAAACCCCUCAGGUCAUUUUCCCAGGAGGACAUAAAUGCAGGCAUUGUUCAGUAUGUUAACCUUCGAUUCAGCCCUCAGCCCGAUGCUUUCACACUGGACCUGUCCAAUGGAUUUAAAUCAGUGGAUGGACUCACAGUUGUGGUAGAUAUCAUUCCUGAUAGAAUUUCUUUGGAAACCCAGAACAUCUCAGUGAGAGAAGGAGAUGCACGGGCCCUCAGUGAAGACCUCCUCAACAUUUCCAACUACGCCAAUUCCUUGAAUUUCAAAUGUUACAUUCUGAAGGGCCCGGAGCACGGCAGGAUCGCAAACCAACAAUUUCCUGAAGACAGUCUUUCAUUCUUCACCAUGAAGGAGGUCACAGAAGGUGCAGUGUUUUAUUUUCAUGACAACAGUGAAACAUUGACGGACAACUUCACUGUAAUUGUAAAUGCCUCAGAGAUUGGCAGACUGAGUGAACCAAUGGCAGUGUAUGUAACAGUGAUCCCAGUGAACGACCAACGUCCUGUUGUCACCAUUAAUACCGGACUGAAGAUGUGGGAAAGCAGCGAGGCUGAGAUUUCCCGGGAUUUGCUGUACACUCAGGACCUCGAUAGCCCUGCGGAUGAGCUGGUGUAUUCUGUCACUCCUCCAUCCAAUGGACACGUGGCACUGAAGUCAUCGCUGGAUGGCAGCAUCCUGCAGUUUAGCCAGGCCGCGAUCAAUGCCGGGCAGGUCACCUUCGUGCACCACGGGUCAACAUCGUCCGGAGGGUUCCACUUUCAGGUGUCUGAUGGGAUUAACCACACACCCAGCCACUUCUUCAAAGUCAGGGCCAGAUCCCUCAAUAUUCAGAUCAAAACCGAGGAGCCUCUUGUUAUUUAUCCAGGGACACGCCAGCCAAUCACAACCCGGCACCUAAAGGCAAGAACCAAUGAUGACAACAGAGCAAAUAGCAGACCAAUCCUAUACACGGUUAUGACUCCUCCUGCUUUGGGGCAACUGAUCACAGUUGACACAGGGAAUGUGACCAGGAUCGUUUCCAGCUUCACUGAAGAAGACCUGGAGGCUGCCAACAUUUUCUACCAACAUGAUUGGCCCAAGGAGCCCCUGUGGAAGAGCCAGGAUUCGUUCCAGUUUACGGUCUCCUCUCUGCCGGCAGUCACGCAGAGGCACAACCUGACCCUCUGGAUCUCCUUUGAAAAUGGUGGCCCUGAGCAAGGCAGCCAGCUCUGGAGGAAUAAAGGCCUUACUCUGCUUCAAGGUCAAAGUGCCACAAUUGACCAGUCUGCACUGGACGCCUCCAACCUUCUGGCCGCAGUGCCCAGGCCCGGCCGUUCCCGCUACGAGGUGGUGUUUGAGGUGACCGCUCAGCCUGUCCAUGGGUUUCUGUCGUUGGCCAGUGUCAGGAGGGUGCGGCGCUUCACACAGUCUGACUUGUUGGUGUCCACACUCGAGUACACACACUCCCGGUCAGGGGCACUGGAGGACAGCUUCACCUUCCGAGCUCGCUUGGGUCCAAGGAGAAAGCGGCUGUCACGGCCUGGAGAUGACAAAAUGGCCAUCGUUAUUUCUGAGCGUUUUAACAUCACGGUGGUGCCGGUGAAAGGGUAUCCGCCACGGAUUGUCACCACGGGACUAGCCCUCCAUGCUCCGCAAGGCUCCCGCUUGGUGUUGUCCCCUGACCACAUACGCUCAGUAGACCCAGACAACACGCCAGAAGAAAUCCAGUAUGUAAUUGUCGCAGGGCCGGACAAUGGCUUCUUUGUGCAUCUGGCUAACAGCAACACGGCCAUAACACAGUUCACACAGGCGGAUGUCAAUGCUGGCACUGUACUGUUCCAAGCAGUGGGCCCACCAGCCACCAGCACUGUCCACUUCACAGUCUCCGAUGGGACACACUCAGCUGCCAGGGGGUCUGUCACUGUUGAGGUUGUGCCAGCCACUGUCAGCGUGAUCCACAACAAAGAGGCUGUGCUACUGCAGGGGGAUCCAGCAACACCCAUAACCAGAGAGCAGCUUGUGGUAGAGACCGGGGCAAAUGGAGGAACCCUCUACAGAAUAACCCAGCUGCCAAGGCACGGCCAGGUGAUGAUGAACCAGGUUGUGGUGACGGAGUUCUUGCAGAAGCAGAUUGACAGUGGAGAAGUGAAGUACCGGCUGACGGACUUAUCUGUUUACCAGGACAGCUUCCAGGUUUGGGCGCUGAGCCGUAAGGGCAACAUGUCAGGCACGGUGAACAUCACAGUGCGGCCACUAGUGAGAGUGGCCCCACAUCUGCAGUGGCCCAAAGGUACCACCGUUUUGAUCGACACGGAUGUUUUGGAUGCAAGUGAACUGGGGAAUAAGACCCAAAGCAUUCCCACCUUCCAUAUCACCCAACAGCCCAGAGCUGGGAAACUCAUCAAGGUGCACAGACAGAAUGGCACACAAAGUCUUCUGGGCAGUAACUUCACCCAGACAGACCUGGAAGAUGGAAGCAUUGCCAUGGAAGUCUUUGAUUCCGCUGAGGCUGGGCUAUUUCCAGACUUGGAUAGCUUCCAGUUUCUCUUAAAAGCUGAUGGAGUGCCACCUGGCAGAGGAGCUUUAGAAUUUCAGACUGUGCCAUACAUACCCAAUCACCAUUACAAUGCCACACUGCUCAACCUCGCCUCUCUGAGUAGUACAAAGGCACCAGAUUCCAGCAGCAGUCCAUCAGCCCAGGAUGGAGGAGAGAUGGACGUGGAUUACCCAACGGUAACGUGGAGCCCCUUUGGAAGUAGUGAGCCUACAUCGGGGGGUGUAUCUACAGAGUUCCAAGCAACAGCAGUCAAUGAGGCAGCUCUCUCUUCUGCAGGCAACAAUCUAAUCACCAUCAUCAUUGCUGUCAUCCUGGUGGUUUUGCUGUUGCUGAUUUUAAUAGUGAUUGUGAUCUGCAUUACCAAACGCCACAAGAUGGGAAAACACAAUGUGCAGGCCCCUCCUCCCAAGCCCAGGAAUGGUGCAGUGGAGAAAGAGACCUUCAGGAAAACAGAUCAUGUCCAGUCCAUGCCUCUGGUGAAUGUCAGGCCUCACAAUGGUGCACAGGUACAGUGGCCACGGUAUUCCUGAGGUGAAGCAGGUCUGCCAGGCUAGCAAUCACUACUAGGUAUGAUCCCGGUCCCAGUCUCUUCGUCAUCCUACCAGCUCAAGGUGCUUCAAACCAGUCACAGAACACACACCAUCACAUCGUUACUGCACCUUAUCAACCCGGGACAGGAAGGUUCCCACUGUACCUGCAGGAUUACACCACAGUAGAGAUGGUUCAGCCCCAGCUGAAAGAAAAUCUGCUGUACUGGAUAGCAUUCUGCUGCAUCUAACCGUCCCGUGGAGGAUAAAGGACCAUUCUGUAAACCAAUACCUUAGUAGUUGCCAGACUUCACCUGUUACACAUUCCAAAAAUUGAAGUAACUGACUUAAAAAAAAUAUAUUGAAAUAAUAUUGAUUCCAAUUCCCAGCAAGCCCUCGGAGAUGCUGCCUUGUUGAGGUGCUGCUCCUGUUGGUGACGACGGACUGGUGGUCAGCUUGUGAUGGGAUUUUGGCCGUGUUUGGUGUAUGCUGCAACAGGGUUAAUAAAACUUUGUGACUUAGUGGGACAUUGCUCCAGUUCAGAAUGUUUUCUAUGGUAGGCCAAGAUUUGCAGAAUGACAACAUCAAUUUCCUUUGGAUUGAAACACUUGCAGGGCUUUCUGAGUGGUGGUUAUGUUGCUUUUGAUUAUUUCCUUGUGUUUUCUGGCUUGUUUCAUAUGUUGUAGUUUCCAAUCCUACUGGCUUUUGGUUCUGGAUUCUUGAUUCCCUCUGGCUCUGUCCUGAUCCCAAGUAGCAGCUGCGGUAACACACUUUGUACACAAUGUGUGGAUCAGCCUUCCUGAGACACAUGGUUUACUUGCCCAGAGCUGUUGACCACCCAACAAUCCUGACCUAACCCAGCUGACUGGUUAGCUUCAGUUAGACUAUUCCAACACUCUCCUGACAAUCCACACCCUUCAUCUUUCCUCCUACUGUAGCAACCCCAACCUGCCUCUGCCUAGUACCCCUCAUUCCUUACACUCCACCACAGUCGCCCAGCCUGCUGUGGUAUUCCUUCCUCUCUUUCAAAAAGAUCUCUGUUUAAAAUUAAAUCUCCUCUUUGUUGUUGGCUGUGUUCCCCUGGAUGGCCUCAAGCUUCUCUUCUAUGGUGUAUGGCCAUGGACCAUGGUCAGGCUGACAUAGUGCCCAUAGGGUAUAACUUGCAACAGUUACAUCAGUGAUCAUGUUGCUGGGUCCUCGCAUCUGUAGGUUGCAUCUUCAUCACCCAUUCCUAGGCUCUGGGAACUUGAGCCGCACACAGCUGUGCCUCUGUCCACUAUGGAGGGAAUGGGCACAGCAGGAUGCUUCUUGCAGCUGGUGCUGAGGCCUGGAUGUCUCAUGGUGAGUCCACGCCGACCAGCGAUCACCCCUAUACUAGCACUAUCAUACACACUAAGAACAAUUUACAUUCAGGAUCGAACCUGGGUCUCUGGUGCGAUAAGGCAGCAACUCUACCGCUGUGACACCAUGCUGCCCCAUAUCGUACCGUACGGUACCUCUGUGUAAAUAUUGCUGCAUUAUGACUGAAUGCCUUUCAAAAGGUUCCCUUGUCUUGACGUAAUGAAACAAUCUGUGUUACAUUCUUUGAACAAAAUGCAUCUUACUGUUAGUUUGGCAUCUGCAUUCUUUGAUGUCAGUGCAUCCAGAGAGAGUGCAAGAUGGCACUCUUGUGUAUGGACUCAGAGACGUCUACUGUCUAAUACUCUUGUAUUUAGUAUGAUUGUGCCUAAUGUAUCACAGAAUUGUCACUGAACUGAUGUAAGGAAAGAAUGUCACUAUACUUGGGUAUAGGUGACAAUAAAGUACAAUUGAACCAUU